Cydia amplana is the source of this 4465-nucleotide messenger RNA. RefSeq lists its product as uncharacterized. The record is from RefSeq and is a predicted model, not a curated record. Gene Ontology annotation, biological process: DNA integration. Lineage: Eukaryota; Metazoa; Arthropoda; Insecta; Lepidoptera; Tortricidae. Bases 949 to 4380 code for a protein of 1143 amino acids. Gene Ontology annotation, molecular function: nucleic acid binding. The transcript has a single exon.
UUAAUUAAUCGUGCGGACGUCCUUGAGGCACUAAAUCGCAAUAAACAUGAGACCGGUAAUUCCAAAUUUUUACCUUCUACGUCACGACCAAGCCCGCCAGCACCUAAUCACCAAAAUAAUAGCUACAAUAAUAACAAAAUAAAAUCAUUUGCAGGUGUUUACCAAAAAUCAAAGCCUAAUUUUAAACAAAAUACCUAUACACCUGGUACUGCUGUAUGUAUAAUAUGCAGCGACAACCAUAGAAUAUACGAUUGCCCUACUUUUGCUGCUAAAAGCAUAAAAGACAAAUUAGCCGACGUCGCGAAUUACAAGUUGUGUGCCAACUGCCUUAGGCAAGGUCAUCCGGUCAGCGAGUGUCGUGGAGGUCCUUGUCGGGAUUGUAAUCAGAGGCACAACAGCUUGCUUCACGAGCCUAGCCGGACUAGUCCGGGCAUAAUAAGUAGUGCUGCUACGGUCAGCAACGCAUCAUCAGCGGCAAACUUUUUUGACUUGGACAAUAACCGAGGGCUUUUGUCUACUGCAAUAAUCGAAGUGUGUAAUCCUAAAACAAAUCAAAAAGAAAGAGUACGAGCUUUCCUAGACAACGGGAGUGAGUUUUCAUUUAUCAAACAAUCGCUAAAAGAAAGAUUGUCACUACAAUCGAAUCCUAUCGACUGUAUAAAUCUGAUAGGAGCUGGCAAUAAAUGUGUAGACAACAUUGUCGAAAGAUGUACUACGCAAAUUCAUUCACUACAUAAUCCAUAUAAACUUGCCUUAUCGUGCUUUGUGCUAAAGGAGCUAACAGGCAACAUUCGUGAACGUCCAGUAGAUGUCCAAAGUCUACAGAUACCUAAACAUAUCCGACUAGCGGAUCCCGAUUUUAACCAACCAGGCGAGAUCGAGAUUUUGAUCGGCGCGGACAUAUUUUGGGACAUCCUAGGUACCAAAAAACUUUCUCUAGGUCCCUCUAUGCCUACACUACGAGAUUCUAAAUUUGGUUGGUUAAUAUGCGGACGAAUGUAUACUAAUACUAACAAUCAAAAUAACAAAAAUCAAAAUACUAACGAUACAAAUAACAAAAUUCAAAAUAAAAUUAAUUGUAAUCAUGCAAUUAUAUCUAAAUCACAACAAAACAUCGAAAAUAUGCUAACUAAAUUCUGGGAGACCGAAGAGGUUCCUAACAAAAAUGCUUUAAAUCAAAAUGAGCAGGAAUGUGAAAAUCAUUUCCUAACGAACACUAUACGGCUAGAUAACGGUAGAUUUUGCGUUAAAUUGCCGUUAACUGAAUCACCUGAAUGUCUUGGGGAUUCCUACAACUUAGCUAAAAGAAGAUUUUUAAAUUUGGAACGAAAAUUCAAGCGAAAUCCGACCUUGAAAUCCGAAUACACUACAUUCAUAAAUGAGUAUGCAGAGCUAGGCCAUCUGUCUGAGUCUAGCUUGCUCAAGCCAAAUCCUAACUACUUUUUGUGCCAUCAUGCUGUUUUUAAAAAUAGUGAAUCUACAUCCCUACGCGUCGUGUACGACGCCUCAGCUGCUUCCUCCUCUGGUAAAUCACUCAAUGACAUUCUUUUGGUGGGGCCAAAUGUCCAGGACUCUCUUUUCUCCAUUCUUGUAAGAGCGAGACAAUACCGGUACAUUCUCUCUGGCGAUAUCGAGAAAAUGUACCGCCAGGUUCAAGUUCACGACGAUGACCGAAAUCUGCAAUUGAUAGUAUGGAGAGAAGAUGAGUCUAGCCCCCUUAAAACGCUGCGAUUGAAUACUCUAACUUACGGUACCGGAAGUGCGAGCUAUUUGAGCACGCGAUGUUUAUUUCAAGUAGGAGAGGAGCAGAGUGAUCAGCUCAUCAAAACUAUAAUACAAAAAGAUUUCUAUGUUGAUGACCUGAUCACUGGAGCCAAUAGUGAAUACGAAUUAAAAUAUAUACAAAAAUCAGUUUCUGAGGCACUAAAGACAGGAUGUUUUAAUUUAAGAAAAUACAAAAGUAACUUAUCGUCUCUGUUUGAAGAUGCUAACAUAAAUACACAAGAGAAUUUAAUCAUUAGUGAAUCAGCUAGCACUCUCGGGUUAGGAUGGAGCCCAGUUAAUGAUACGCUAAACUUUCCUGUGAAAGAUCCUAUUCCGAGUGAUGUCAUAACUAAAAGAUACAUUAUGUCAAACGCAUUUAAAAUAUUUGACCCACUAGGUUGUUUAAGUCUAUGUAUAAUUAAACCAAAAAUGCUAUUACAAAAAUUAUGGGAGCUUAAAAUAGAUUGGGACUUACCUGUUCCGGAUUAUAUUAAAAAAGAGUGGGAAAAAUUUGUCGAAAACAUACCAUUCAUCCAAAAUCUCAAAAUAGAUAGGCGAGUUUUAUGUGAUUCACCAAAAUUGAUUGAAAUGCACGUUUUCAGUGACGCAUCACAGUCGGCCCUUGGUGCCUGUAUUUAUAUGAAGUCUCUAUCUGAAAACGGUGACGUCAUUGUCAGGCUGCUAUGCUCAAAAUCAAAAGUCGCUCAACUGUCGCCUACGACCAUGCCGCGGCAGGAGCUAGGUGCUGCGCUGCUCGCUGCCAGGCUCAGCAGGGCAGUCCUAGACUCUCUCAGAUACAAGCCGGAUCGUGUCGUGCAUUGGUGCGACUCAAGUAUCGUGCUGAGCUGGUUGCAUAAUAAAUCUGCUAAACUAAAGGUAUUCGUGGCUAAUCGCAUAAAUGAAAUCUUAGAAAAGACUAAAGAAUCAACGUGGAGAUAUGUGCCUACCUCUGCAAAUCCAGCUGAUUUAAUUUCGCGGGGAGUGGAUGCCUGCCAGCUUCCAAAGCUGGAUCUGUGGUGGUUUGGACCUACAUUUUUAACUGAAGAUGAAUCUAAAUGGCCUGUUUUAAAUAAUCUUAAAAUUGAUGACUUACCUGAAACUAAAUGUAAUGUUGUAAAUUUAGAAACUCCCAUCGUAGACUUCGAAAAAUAUUCUACGCUAAAUAAAUUGCAAAGAUCGUUUGCAUAUGUUAAGAGAAUGAUAUUUAAUCUAAAAAAUCCUAAAAAUAAACGAGUAGGUGUUUUAACUGUUGACGAGUUGACAGAAUCGUUUAAAUUUCUCUGUUUAAUCGCUCAAAAACAAUCGUUCCAAGAUGAGUACGAGAUGCUUACUAAAUCUAAGCCGUUAAGCUCUAAAUCUAAAAUAUUAAAGCUUUCACCUUUUUUAGAUAACGACAAGGUGAUUAGGGUUGGCGGUCGAAUCGAUGCAUCUGAUUAUCCGUAUGAAAAGAAGCACCAAAUUUUGCUUCACGCAUCUCAUCGUUUAUCAAAACUUAUAUUUGCCAAUGUGCACAUAAAACAUAUGCACGCGCCUCCUCAAUUAUUGUUGUCUCUUGUUAAGGAAACCGUAUGGCCUAUAAAUGGAAGACGCCUUGCUCAGCGCACAGUAAACAAUUGCAUGCGAUGCAGGCGUGCUCGCGGCAAGACUCUGACCCCAAAAAUGGGAAAUCUCCCAGCUCAGAGAAUAAAUGCGGAUUUUCCGUUUAUAUCAGUAGGUUUAGAUUUUGCGGGACCUUUCUAUAUUUUAAAUAGGAAGGGUCGAGGUGCUAAAUUAAUAAAAUGCUAUUUAUGUUUAUUUGUGUGUUUACGCUAUAAAUGUUUGCACUUAGAAGCGGUUAGUGAUCUAACAAAAAAUGCUUUCAUAAUGACGCUUAGGAGGUUCAUUGCGCGAAGGGGCAAGCCUGCGGAAAUAUUCUGUGACAAUGGUCGAAACUUUGUCUCCGCGGCUAAAGAAAUAGGUCAAUUUAUAAAAGCUAAUCAGGAACCUAUGUCUGAUUUUGCGAAUCAAGAAUACAUAAAGUUCAUAUUCACUCCAACUUACGCACCUCACUUCGGCGGUAUCUGGGAGGCCGGAGUAAAAUCCGCAAAGCACCAUAUAAAACGUGUAAUAGGCAAUAGCCAUUUGACAUUUGAGGAAAUAGGAACUCUAUUUGCGCAAGUGGAAGCGAUUCUAAACAGUCGUCCCUUGUGCCCCAUGUCUACGUCCCCUGACGACCUCCUUUCCCUCUCUCCAGGGCACUUCUUAAUCGGAAGACCAUUGACUGCACUGCCGUCGCCUGCACUGGAGAACCGCCAGGAGAUGUCUCUUCAACGUUAUGCUAGGAUAGAAAAGAUACGCCAGCAUUUUUGGAAUAGAUGGCAGAGAGAAUAUAUAUCCGAAUUACAAGAGAGAACCAAAUGGAGAACAAACACUGCCAAACUUAAUUUGGGCGACUUGGUUCUGCUCCACGAAGAUCACGUGCCUCCGCUAUGCUGGCGCCUUGGAAGGGUUACGCGCUUGUUCCCGGGAGCCGACGGUGUUGCCAGGGUUGCAGACGUAACCACCACAAAGGGAUGCGUACGACGACCACUCGUUCGCCUCUGCCCUCUACCAUCACCGGAGGACUUGAAGUUUUGAAAGGCUGUUCCUUUCAACGAGGCGGGAAGAUGUUCAGACUCCUGAAGCUAGUCUACGAUUGCUGUGAAACGAUGAUUGUUUGCCU